Molecule: messenger RNA, 1875 nt
Organism: Haemorhous mexicanus (house finch)
Lineage: Eukaryota; Metazoa; Chordata; Aves; Passeriformes; Fringillidae
Product: meteorin-like protein
Molecular function (GO): hormone activity
Source: RefSeq, a predicted model, not a curated record
CUCGCCCGCGCCCGGCCGAGCCGCCGGCCCAUGGCCACGGUGCGGGGCUCGCCCGGGCUGCUGGCCCUGCUGCUGCCGCUGCUAAUGCCUGCAGGGGGAUCCCGCUCGGGCAGCGCCGACCGCUGCAGCUGGAGGGGCAGUGGUCCGAGCCGGGAGCCCCGUUCCCGUGCCGUGGAGCAGGUCCGCCUGCGCUGCCCCGAGGGCUCCCUGGAGUGGAUGUACCCAGCCCGAGCCCUGCGGGUGCUGGAGCCCAACGUGGCCAGUGUCCUGCACACCACGCUCUGCAUCAAACCCGCCCGCGACUUCCAGGGCGCCAGCAUCUACGUGGAACGUGCUGGGCAGCUGCACCUGGUGGUGAGCGAGGCAGAGGGGGCUCGGCCCCGGCACGUGUCCUGCUUCAGUGCCCACACCCCACCGCGAGUGGCCCUGUUCCUGCAGGCCAGCCCGCAGAGGGACAUCAGCCGCCGCACCGCCACCUUCCAGUACGAGCUGCUGAGCCAGCAGAGCACGGCCGGCCCCGACUUCAAAGAGAUGGCCCUGGUUGAAGCCAUGUGCCGUCCUUGUGACAACAUGGAACUCCUUAUGGCCAUCUGCAGCAGUGAUUUUGUGGUGAAAGGAUCCAUCCAAAGUGUCUCCCACGACUCAGAGAACCACAUGUCCCAGGUUGAUGUCAGACUCCAGAAGGUCUACAGGCAGAAAAAACAGAUUUUCCAGCAGGAGGAAGGUAGUGGGGAAUGGCGAGGCCCCAUCCGAACCCUUCUGCAGUGCCAGGUGAAGAAGGGAGGGGGAGAUUUCCUCUUCACUGGGAGUGAACACUUUGGGGAAGCCUGGCUGGGCUGUGCCCCUCGCUUUAAGGAUUUCAUGCUGGUUUACCAGGCUGCCAGAGAAAGGGGAGCCAACCCCUGUGAGUUUGAGCUCAACUGACAUGAGAGACACUGCUGCUGAGAGUUGAAAAAUUUCAGCCCAGUCUUUGGAUACUGAAUCUGGAGCAGAGUUAAAAGGACUAAAGUUACAAUUCCACCUAAACUGGGACCUGGAGGAUUUCCUGGAAGAUAAUGGCUCUGUGAGCCCUGUGAACUGACUUUUAACUCACAUUAAUUUCUCUUUCAUCACAUUUUCUCUGCCUCACAAAAUAACUUUGGAUUUUGGAAAGAGAGUCUUUUGGGGAAGGUUAGGAAACAGCCUGUGCUCAGUACUAGAAAAGUCUCUCGAACAUCUCUUGCUCUGUGUAAAUGUUACGUGCUUUUUCUCUAGACAUUUUUCUCCCCUCCCCAAUCUCUGCCUGAUUUCUCUUCCUUUAAAGGUAAAUGUGAAAACUCUCUCUAACUUGGGAGGAAAAAACUACCUCUAAAGAAAAAAAAGCCCUUUCUUCACCAAGAAUUACUUGAUUUUUAAAAUGGAAUGUAGAUGCUGUAAAAAGUACAUGCUCUUUUCUGACACUGAAAAAACAUUAAGGAGUUUAAUACAAGCACAAACAAAAUGCAGCUAAGUCGCCUCCUUAAAGUUCUGUUGAACUAAUUUAGGAUCAAGAAUUGCUCAUGAUGGUAUUUUCACCUAAAUUAUCUGCCUCUUUGCAAUUAGCUUUUAUUAUUUGAUUGGUGGCUCCUCCCACCCUCCCUUAGUGCUUUAGCCAGACUCACACAAUUGCCUGUAUUUUAUGUAAAUGGAAUUGCUACACCGUAAAAUGAUAUACAAAUGUGUCUACCACACAGAAGCCAAGAAAUGGUGUGAAUAAACCCAUUAUUUCCCAUGCAAUGGCAUCUGAUUGCAGCCUGGGCAGCACGGGGCUGACAGAUGUGAGCCCAUGACGGGCCACGGAGAAAACUGAGUGAGGAAAACUCUGACAGGCCACAAUUAAUUGACUUCUGGAAUGAC